CUCGAUUCGUUCUCAAACAGCCAUCAUGGCGGAUACGCUGCGAGUGGGCUCCAGCAUUAACAUCAAACGCACAGAUGGGCGCAUUCACUCGGCCGUCGUCGCCGUCAUCGACGAGGAGCACCGCAGCGCGACCGUCGAAUGGUUCGAACGCGGCGAGACCAAAGGCAAGGAGGUCGACAUGUCGGCCAUCGAGGCCCUCAAUCCGGACAUCGUCUGUCUGCGGCGCCCCGAGGAGCCGGCCCCGCCGCCCGCGCAGUUCAACAAGCUGCAGCGCGACCCGACCCGCCAGUCCAUCGCCAGCGUCAAGCAGCCCAACGGGCCCUCGGCCCACCAGUCGCGCAGGACCAUCGUGCCCAGCAACGGGCAAACGAUCACCUCCAGCGUCGAGCCGAAGGAGAGCCAGAUACCCACCAGCAGGACCUCUGUAGCCGCCAGCCAGAUCAACCCGAAGAAGAGCAACGUCGUCAAGGAGGUGGAGAAGCUGAAGAAGAACCGCGAGGAACGAAGGCAACGACAGGCCGAAGAAAAAGCCGAAAAGGAAUCCUUUCUACAGAGAGCUCCGGGGAAUCCUCAUUGGGAGCUGCAGAACAUGAUCCACGAGUACCGGCAGGGUUUGGAGAUGAAGCCGUUGAGCGAGAACGACGCCAUCGAGGACCAUCUGAUCACCGUUUGCGUGCGAAAGAGGCCUUUGAACAAGAAGGAGAACGCCCGCAAGGAGGUCGACGUCAUUACGAUCCCCAGUAAAAAUCAGCUGAUAGUGCACGAACCCAAAAACAAAGUGGAUCUGACCAAGUAUUUGGAGAACCAGGUGUUUCGAUUCGACUACGCCUUCGGCGAAACUUGCUCAAACGAACUGGUCUACAGGUAUACCGCACAGCCUUUGAUCAAAACGAUCUUCGAGGGAGGAUUCGCGACGUGCUUUGCGUACGGUCAGACAGGCUCCGGGAAAACGCACACCAUGGGAGGGGACUUUACGUCGGGCAAGAAUCAGAACUGCGAACGGGGCAUCUACGCUAUGGUGGCUGCCGACGUGUUCCGAUUGGUCAAUUCGCCGAAAUACAGCCAGUAUAAUUUCGUCGUUUCCGCGAGCUUUUUCGAAAUCUAUUCAGGAAAAGUGUUUGAUUUGCUGAAUAACAAAACCAAGCUGAGGAUAUUGGAGGAUGGCAAACAGCAGGUCCAAGUGGUGGGUUUGGAGGAAAAAAUCGUCACGAACGUACAAGAAGUAUUGGGUUACAUUCAGAAGGGCAAUCAAGCACGCACAUCAGGACAAACCUUCGCUAACAACAAUUCGUCUCGAUCGCACGCCGUAUUUCAGAUAUAUUUGAGAGCCAGCAAUAGCAUGUCGAAAGUACACGGCAAAUUUUCUCUCAUCGACUUGGCCGGUAACGAACGAGGAGCAGACACGUCGUCCUCCAACAGACAAACCAGAAUGGAGGGCGCCGAAAUCAACAAAUCCCUGUUGGCCUUAAAGGAAUGCAUACGAGCUCUGGGUCGCAAGGGAGCCCACUUACCCUUCAGAGUUAGCAAACUAACACAAGUGCUGAGGGAUUCUUUCGUGGGAGCCAAUUCCAGAACGUGCAUGAUCGCGAUGAUCUCGCCGGGCGUCAACUCGUGCGAGCACAGCUUGAAUACCCUCCGUUACGCCGACAGGGUGAAGGAAUUGGUGGCGGGCGAUUUGCAAACGAACAGCGGAUCCGACAGCGACACCGACGACGAGGGCCAUCUGAUGCAGCUGCAAUCGAUGAACGAACAAGACAUGACGCCGGAAAUGCUCAAUUUGCACAAGUUCAUAUCCGAAUUAGAAAUCGCGGAAGAAAACAUGCUUGAUAAUCAAAAGGAGACAAUCGACGAGAUGCAGAGGAGUUUGGCGAAGGCCAUCGAAUUGCGCAGAACGGCGGACACGGUGGCCUACGAUCAGGAGGUGUAUUGCAAAAUGUGGAAGGACCUUAUAGAUAAUACGCUGUCGUUGUUGGUGCGGGCUCAAGAGCACGUCGAGGAUUAUAGGCAGAAAUUGGCGGCGGAGGAACAACUUAGCCGUAAAACGACUAAACAAAAGUAAAAAAUGAAAUGAUAUAUUUUAACUUGAUAGUAAUUAUUCCGCCGCAUCAGAGAUUUUUAAUUGGAUAGGUGCAUGAGGUGUUACUGUUUUGCGUGGGG
Messenger RNA from Phyllotreta striolata, 2157 nucleotides. NCBI's taxonomy places the organism in Eukaryota, Metazoa, Arthropoda, Insecta, Coleoptera, Chrysomelidae. The record is from the annotation of a GenBank genome assembly.